AUUUUUCCAUUAUUACAAAGAGGCAUUUUCUGCUAAAACUCUUAAGUUCACACUGUUGAAGAUGCAGUACUCCCAAACAAUGCACACGCAAAAAUAAAAUGGAGUGCCCACAAAUUGAUUUAUAUGAAUUCCUCACCGAGUCCGAACUGCAGCAAUACUACAAUGCCAUCAAAAACGAACUAAAAAUAACAAAUGCAGCCCAAUUUAAAUAUGCAGCGGAUGAGGAUUUACGUUUCAUUGGCCUGUCGAGGCCGGAAAUACGAAGACUGCGCAAGUUCUAUGAAAAGCAUUUCCCCCACAGCUACCUCAGCAAAAUCAAGCGCCUGCUACAAGCGCCCGCCACAAUUGUGAAGCGCGAAGAUGGGGCUGGGGCUGGUGGGCAGGCAACAAAUGAGAACGGCGCCGCUGCAGGGACGACCAACACAGCGACCCGCAAUGGCGGUAGCAGCUCGCCGGGCAGCAAGGCACCCAACAAUAAGCACAUCAUACCGGCUGAUUCGAUUAGCGUUAAUAAGCAGCUGGGCAUUGGGGAGUUUGGCAUUGUGCAGCAGGGCGUUUGGACGAAUGGCAGCGAGCGGAUUCAAGUGGCCAUCAAGUGCUUGUGCCGCGAGCGCAUGCAAUCGAAUCCCAUGGAGUUUCUCAAGGAGGCAGCCAUAAUGCAUUCAAUUGAGCACGAGAACAUUGUGCGCUUGUAUGGAGUGGUGCUGGCCACGGAUUCCCUGAUGCUCGUCACAGAGCUGGCCCAUCUACGUUCCUUACUCGAGUGCCUUAAGGAUUCCGGUUUGCGCGUCAGCUUUCUCACAAUACCCACGCUCUGUGAGUUUGCGCUGCAGAUCUGUAAUGGUAUGCGCUAUCUGGAGCAAAAGCGACUGAUACAUAGAGAUUUGGCUGCCCGGAAUAUAUUGGUCUUCAGCAAGGACAAGGUGAAGAUCUCAGACUUUGGGCUAUCGCGGGCCCUGGGUGUGGGCAAGGACUACUACAAGACAAACUUCAAUGUGAAUCUCAAGCUGCCGAUUGCCUGGUGUGCACCAGAAUGCAUCAAUUACUUGCGCUUCACCAACGCCUCCGAUGUUUGGGCCUAUGGCGUUUGCCUUUGGGAGAUGUUCUCAUAUGGCUUCCAGCCAUGGGCGGCACUGACUGGUUUACAGAUACUGGAAGCAAUAGAUUCGCCCAAUUUUCAGCGCCUGGAGCAGCCUGACUGCUGUCCACGCGAGUAUUACACUUUGAUGAUGAAGUGCUGGCAGGACGAUGCCCUAAAGCGGCCAAAGUUUAGCGAAAUCUACGAGCAACUGCCUGACAUGAAGCCUGAACAACUGAAGGCCGUUGUCAACUGUGUGGAGCCGAAGAAGGAUCAUUUGUUGUAUCGCCAGGGCGAUAUCAUAACUGUGCUUGAUCGUAACACUGGCACGCCCUUCUGGAAAGGCGUUUUGAGCACCGGCAAGACAGGUUUCUUUAAUCCCUCGAAUACUGUCGCCUUUUUGGAGGGCUUGCCCUGCUCUUCCAAUCGCGACUCCUUUAGUCGUGUCGGCGACCAUCGCAUUAGCAAGCGUAAAUUGCGUACGGAAAUGAUUUCGAAACCGCAGAAUGAUUUUAAGCACACCGGGCAUGUUGGCAUUGAUGGCGCCACUUUUGGUGACAUUGCCUUCCUCGGCAGCUCUCAAAAUUACAAUCAUGUGCCCAAACAGAUUGUGACGCCGUACAAGCCGUCGGAGGACAUUGAACAGACACCACUGCUACUGCCUCCGACGCCCACCAGCCCCGACUCGCUGCAAACGGCCAGCGGAUAUUUCCCAGAGGGCGCCGGCACCUCCAUGAAUCCCACGUUUAUUCCCUCCACGGAGCACACGCCCAAACUGAUACCUAGCAAUGGACAUAGCUCAUUUGACUUUGCUGGCUCCACAAAUCCCUUUGCCUCACACACUUUGGAUGAGGAGCAGCUUGCUUAUGCGCUGCAAAACAAUAAUUACGGGGCCGAUGGCAAGAGCAUCCACUCGGAACCCAAUUGGCGGGCCAGUUCACGCAAUACGACUGACGAUCCACACGAAUAUCACGAAAUAUCCGACGAUGAGAUCGCUGGCGACAAGCUGGACUUUGGUCCCUCGCUGUUGGAUGAGAUCAACUCGAUGUUUGGCUCAAUCAGCGGCGCCUCUGGCAGCCAGCCAAAGUCGCCCGACUUUGAUCAUGUGAACACAAAGAACGAAUUCGCUGAGAUGUCUGCAAAGCUUAACCACAAAAGUGGCGACAGCAAUGGCAAUAAGCAUGGUCAUGGAUUGCUGCCCACGUUGUCCAAGAAGAAGGCAUCCACGGGCACUGUAAAGCCCAUUUCGGUCAAGGAUGAGAAAAUAUUGAACCAUGCCAUUGAAAUAGCCAAUGAGAUUAGUGCCAGAUCUAUGAUUGAUUUGGUCUCUGAUCAUACGCUAGCCACGCACAGUCCGAAGCGCAAAUUUAGUUUUCGUUUUCCGCAUUUGAGUAGCGGCAGUGGCAGCGGCGGGGACAAGUCAGGUGGGGCUUUGGGUGGUGCUGCAGGCAGCUCUGCACAUACGCCCACCCAUGGAAAUGCCUCGCCGUUCUCCAAGAAGAAAAACUUCACGGAGGAGCUGCAGAGCAUACCCGAUAUUCAGCGCUUUCGUUCGCUAAGCGAGAUCAAGAACAGCUCCGACCUGCGCAUACCCAUCUUUGACAAGGAGAGCUCUGACUUUCUCUUUGAGAAAUCUCGCGAGAUACUCAGCCGCCCGCUGAACCGAGACCUGAACAGCGAGGAGUCCAGAGAGCGCGAGCCCAAGAGCAUCAAUGAUAAUAUUAUGGACAUUGAGAAUACUUUAAAGGCGCUCAAUCUGGAUUUUAUGCACACUUACACGGAGCUGGACAAGAGCGACUCGAACGACACCAUUUUGAAUGAUCAGCUGCCGCAGCUGGUGGGCUCCCUUGAUGAUGGCAUCAGCAGUGCCACGGGCAGCCUGAAGUCCGCUGUCUACAGCUACAGCAACGGGGUGCAAACGAUGUUUGAUUUCAAUGCAGCCACCAGCCAUCUGGACAAGCAUCUGCAGUACAUGCACAAUCAGGCGCAGCUGCACAGCCAGCAGCCGGAGCAGCAAAAGCUGAUCGAGGACAAGCGCAGCAGCACCCCAGACACGGGCUUCGCGUCGCGGGAUACGAACAUCUCGUUGUCGCGCCGCAGCAGCCAGAAGAGCAGCUACAGCCCGCAGGAGAGCUACUUUCCCAUGAAGAGCGACGCCCUGUACAGUGCACCGCCCAUUGUCAUGAGCAGUGGCUACGAGCGCUUUGGCAAUGGCCACACUAAGCAGAUGCUGGCCAGCGCCUCGCCCGUCAAGUCUUGCCUGAAUGCCAGCAGCAGCUCGGUGUAUGCGGGGGCUGCGAAGAGUCAUCGCCAGCGUUCCACUUCCUUUAACGAGAGCUUCCAGCCCAUUUCGCCGGUGCUGUCGGACGCCAAGCAUCGGCAGUUCAGACAGGAGUCACUGCAUCAGCAGCAGCAGCUCGCGCAUCACCUGUCACAGCAGCAGCAGCAGCUGCAACUGCAACUGCAACAGCAACAUCAGCAGGUGUCACUGCCCAGACGCUCUGCCUCCUAUAAGCCGCGUUCGAUACGCGCGCGCACCUUGCGCCGCCUCAGCUACAAUCCAAUGACGCUCGACUCCAGCAGCUCGUCCAGCGGCGACGAGGAGCCAACGAAGCCAAGCUUGGCGCGCUCCGAGUGUGAUAUACGCGCACGCGUAGCUGGCAGCUCCAGCAGUUCUUUGUAUCGUCGGCGUCGGGCGGGUUUGAAUCGGCAGGUGCAGUCCGCCUGCCAGGAUGAGCGAGAGACCAUCAUAUCGCCACGCCAGCUGUAUGGCUCCAACUCCAGCAUCAAGUCAGCGCCGCACUACAACCUGGGCGGCAACCGACGCAGCUUCCAUCGGCCGGGCACUGGCUACGAGCAGUUCCACUAUGACGAGCGCAUCUACGACUUUGGUGGACGCGGACCGGGCAACAAUUACACCACGCAAAUGGCACAGCAUACGCUGCUGACAGCCACCCAAUCGCAGAAGCUCAGUUCCGGCUCGGGCUCCUCCUCGGCGGCCUCGUCUGCCGUGGCCACCUAUCGCACUGCCACGUCUGCAUCUGCCGUGCAGCCGCGCCCCAUGAGCGGGGUGACGCUGCACGAGUUCGACAUUAGUCGGCUCACGGGCAAGAGUCCCACGUCGACCAAUUAUGUGGGAAGUUCGCCGGACGAGCUAAAGCAACAGCGGGAGAACCAGGUGCAGAGCCUGACGCAGCUGCCAGUGAAGCCGCAGCGACCCACGGAGUUCCAUUGGCCCGAGAAGAUCCAUGCCUCGGCGGUGCAGCAGCAUGAGAUGCAUUGGCGCCAGCUCAAGCAGCAGCAACUACAGCCUCAGCAGUUGCCGCUGGUGACAACGGCGCGUGACUCGAGUGACAGCAGCUCCUCGUCCAGCACGGAGAGCGGAGAUGAGUUUCAAUUCCGGCGGGAAUUCGUUGCGCCACGGAUUCCGCCAAGUCCGGCUCCAUAACUAAGGAAAAUGCUGAAAUAUGUUCUCAAUUUACUAUUCGGGCAUGUGCUGUCGGAUUAGGGCGUCGCCACGCCCCCACACUCUGAGUGUGUCUGUGUGUGCUGAAGUGUGUGUUGUAGUGUGGUGUGUGUCGCAAGGUGUGUGCGUGUGGGUGGGUGGGUGGUUUGUGUCGGAAGAGUAAAUUGUAGAAAUAUUUACAGCGAAUAUUUAUUAGUGUUUACAUAACCUAUAUAUAUAUUAUAUCGAUAUAUGUAUAUAUAUAUUUUGGAUUUGAAUAUUUGAGAGCGUGCCUUAUUCGGAAACACGGAAGACCUCUCAGAACGGAUGAUAAUAAUAAACGUAAUUUGCCGUUACAGUUACAGUUACAGUUAGACAGAUGCAGACGCAUUUUACAGUUACAGAUUCAGAUACAUUUCAAUUCAAUUGAGAUCUAAAGCAUAAGCAAUACGCAAGUCAAGUUCAGGGGGAAGUCCCUGCCGCCCCAUUCCGAAGUAAUUCAACUAAAACAGCUCAAUAAUAACUAAAGCAAUAUUAACUCGUUGCAAUAUAUAUAUUAAUACAAAGGAUAACGAUUAAAGAAUAUUAGAAAAUCAGAGAGAAAGCUUCGACUGCUCGAAGUUGCAAUAGCCUUGCAAGCAUUUGAUAAAUAUUUAAUGUAGAAAAGAUUGUUAACUGAUUCCGAAAGUGUUAUUUUAGUAGUCCGAUAAGGUAUAGACUUGCAAGGAUAAACAAUUAUAAAUUUGGAAAUUGUAAAAAAAAAAAACAAAGACUCGAUUACAAUUUAGCAUUAAAACUCAACUCAACUCAACAGAAGGCUUCCAGGUAAAGGCUACUCAGCUCCAUUCAGACGAAAUUGUGCUUGAACGAGGCGCUGGCAACAAAUAGAUAUAGAAAUCGAAUACAAACACAAUUUCCUACAGAUCUCAGAUAUCACUAUUAAUUAUCAUCCACAAAACAGAGCUUGGUUGUCAGAAUCGUUGCAAGCAGAAGAGGAAAAUGACGAGAACUUAGGAAAAAUUGAAUGAGAGAGAAAGUGGAUCAGUAUUAGCAUUUCAUCAUACACGGGACACUGAGCAAACACCUCACAUAUCUAAAUGACAGGGUAUAAAAAUGAACAACAAAAACACACGGCAACAACAGCAACUACAACAGUCAUCAAACACACACACACACACAGACGCAAACUCAACCGUUGACAAUCCUUCAUUAAGAACAACAUUCCCAAAAAAAAAAAAAAAAAUUUAAAAAAAUU
This is a messenger RNA of Drosophila mojavensis, 5778 nucleotides long. It is a transcript of the gene Ack-like, whose product is annotated as activated Cdc42 kinase-like. The transcript is spliced from 7 exons. Gene Ontology annotation, biological process: protein phosphorylation. The record is from RefSeq and is a predicted model, not a curated record. Lineage: Eukaryota; Metazoa; Arthropoda; Insecta; Diptera; Drosophilidae. Gene Ontology annotation, molecular function: protein tyrosine kinase activity; protein binding; ATP binding. Bases 99 to 4526 code for a protein of 1475 amino acids.